This is a messenger RNA of Rhodofomes roseus, 1439 nucleotides long. Its product is annotated as NAD(P)-binding protein. The record is from RefSeq and is a predicted model, not a curated record. Lineage: Eukaryota; Fungi; Basidiomycota; Agaricomycetes; Polyporales; Fomitopsidaceae. Bases 382 to 1281 code for a protein of 299 amino acids. The transcript has 5 exons. Gene Ontology annotation, molecular function: oxidoreductase activity.
UGUUCGUGCCUUGCCUACAUGUGUCCGCAAUGCCCUCAGCAGGACCCGCAUCUCAGCGUAUGCAUAUGGCUAGUGUACAGGGACUUGCCACGAGCGGCGGUGGUCGUUCGCAUACGUACGCGUCACUCGAGUCUCGCAACUGUCAGUCACUACCGCGCGCGAGAAUGCAGCCGCGCUCCGUCCAAGCUCCGUCGGACUCUCCGUGCGUGCAUCGUUCCCGCACACAAUCUUUGUACAAGGCGACCGUUAUCACCGGACCCGAUUAUGUAGGAACAUCUCACGGACGUUCCUUCCAUCGGUUCUUUUUAAAGGACUACUGACAGUAAGUAGCGACGGGGCUCGUUACUAGCAGUCGGUGUCCUUCCACGACCUACUAUCACGAUGUCCAAUCCUCUGCUACUCGAGAACAUGUUCCGCCUCAACGGCCGGAUAGCCCUCGUCACGGGCGGUGGUACAGGCAUUGGCUGGAUGAUUGCGGAAGGUCUCGCGGUGAAUGGCGCUAAGGUAUAUAUCACUGGACGUCGCAAGGUCGUGCUGGAGAAUGCAGCCAAGAAGUUCGCGGAACAGAACAAGGGCAAAGGAUCAGUUGUACCUCUGGUGAUGGAUGUGACAGAUAAAGAGAGCAUACUUGCUGGUCAGAAAGUUGUCCAAGCGAAUGAAGGAGCGCUCCAUAUUCUCGUAAACAAUGCAGGCAUCAGCGGACCUCUCACACCCUGGUUCAACGACACCUCCGCCCCACAGCACAAAGAUGCAGACACUUUGGGACAAGCACUUUUUGACAGCGCGUCUUACAGCGACUGGUCGUACGUCUUCGGAGUGAACACGUUCUCCGUGCACUUCAUGACGACGGCGUUCCUCGGAUUGUUGGCCAAAGGGAGUGACGAUGAGAAGCUGUACACAUCCUGCAUCAUCAACCUCACUAGCCUAAGCGGGAACAUCAAACUCGCGCAGAACCAGUUCGCGUACAACGCAACCAAAGCAGCCGCCACACACCUCACCAAGAUGUUCGCGACUGAGCUCGCACUAAAGAAGAUACCUGUGCGCGUGAAUAGCGUCGCACCCGGUGUGUAUGAAAGCGAAAUGACCUACCCGCACAUUCCUCCCGAAGAGGUGGACAAGAUCGGGAAGCCCGUAGUACCCAUCCCUGCGCAUAGAGCCGGAAGGCCAGAGGAGUUAGCCGGGACGGUCAUCUACCUCGUCUCCCCGGCAGGAUGCUACACAAACGGACAGGAGAUCAUCGUCGAUGGAGGAUACACCGCCGUGAAUCCAGCAGUGCGGUGAUAUCUGUCAUUUACAAGGCGUCCCAUUGUAUGAACGAAAUGGUGGAACGGACACACACAUAGCAUCGUUUGAAGUUUUGGGCUCUAGCCCAAUGUAGCCCACUGUAACGGAUUGGUAAGUAUGAAGGCCUGAGCAUUCAGGUACAGGUCAAAAGACAA